This is a messenger RNA of Moneuplotes crassus, 1136 nucleotides long. The record is from the annotation of a GenBank genome assembly. NCBI's taxonomy places the organism in Eukaryota, Ciliophora, Spirotrichea, Euplotida, Euplotidae.
GAGUAUUUUCUUCUUGAUUUGAUGCUAUGGGCUUUGUCAUUCAGAAAAAGGGGCAUGUACUAGCAGCAGAGAAAGGUAUCAAAUACCUCAAACACCCAGUAUGGAUUCUAGGAAUGGUAAUUCAGAUCUUGGCCAAUCCGUUCUUACUAGUUGCUCUUAACCUGUCAUCUCAAAGUGCUCUGUCAUUUAUUCCAGCUCUUGCCAUAAUUAACAUUGUCAUAUGGUCAAGAGUCAUUUUAGGAGUCAAGAUCACCAAGUACGACUGAUUUGCUCUCUCUUUCCUAAUCCCAGGGAUUGCGCUGAUAAUCACCUCUAGUCGAGUGAAGAAAAUUGACCUCCUUUCUUGGGAAGUUGGGAACUACCUUUUUUCGACCCAGACAAUAGUCUACGUCAUGAUUAUGCUCGCCCUCUUCAUAGGCUUUGGAGUACUUACCUAUACCAUACUUGUGAGUUUCAACAAGAUGAUUAAGGAGUUCAUCAAGGACACUGAAACUAGUGGUGAAGACGACCAAAACUCUCCUAAAAAGCCAGACAUACUUGAGCAGCAAAAUAUCAUGAUCCCUUUGAUUUUUCUUCCUUUCUUCGCAGGAUUUACAGCCACAUUCUCAAAUACGGUGGCUAAACUGAAUAUGAAUGUUUUUCAUGACGAUAUUUUGAAUCAUCAAGAUGGAGAUCCAAGGCUUGGAUGGCCAGAAACCAUAUCUUUAGUCUUGUUCAACAUCUUUUUAAUCUGGAGCAACCUCUUUUUACUCAGCAAGUGAAUCCAGUACUUUGAACCAAUUUAUAUAAUCCCUAUGAAGAAGGUGGCCUUGCUCACCAACAACAUUUUAUGAGGAGGCAUCAUCCUAGACGAAUUUAAAGAAUUUGACAGUUACAUGAUCACAGGAGUAAUCUGUGGUGCCUUUCUAUGCACCGUUGGGGUCUCCUUUUUCAUCCUCAAGAGGCUCAAACAUAUAAAAGCCUUAAAAGUACAAAACAUAAUGAGGCAAACAGAGCUAGUGGAGUCAUCUGAGAGGACGCCGACACCUGAUCUCAAACUUGACAAGUCAAAUAUUUAGUACUGGAAAGGUGCUUUUCACGGAUAAUUUUAGGAGUCACCAGCAGACCUCUCUGCUUAUGUCAUUAAUGUAAAAUUU